Rotaria socialis is the source of this 627-nucleotide messenger RNA. Lineage: Eukaryota; Metazoa; Rotifera; Eurotatoria; Philodinida; Philodinidae. The record is from the annotation of a GenBank genome assembly.
AUGGAUGUAAUAUUGAAUAUUCGCUUUCAAAAUCUUUUGAAUAACUCAACACUUCAAUUGAAAAUUAACUAUCCAGCGUCAUUAACUCCAACUAUCGAAGAUCGUUAUAAACAAUUUAUCCAUCAAAACAAACAUCAUAUGUUUUCGCUAAAUUUUGCUCAGGAACUCUGGCUCUCUCAGUUCAACGAUUUAUGUACUAUUAAUUUUACAUUUAUUCGUCUUCAAUCAAUUAUUAUUCAAGAAAUUACGGCAUUCAAAUUAUCAAUUGUCCUCUUUCGCAUAAAAGAUUUACCAAAUCUUUGCUCAUUAAUUGUUUCUAUCUUUGAUUAUGAACACAGAGAGGAUGAUAUUUAUCAAAUUAUUUUCGAGUUACCUGUUUUAAGAUAUUUAAAAAUACAUCUGUUCGAUUAUCCAGAAAAUCGUCAUUUCAAAUUAAUAACUCCUAGUGAUAAAAAAUAUUCUUCACUUAAAUAUUUGGUCAUCUGUCAUAAUAUUUAUCUUCAUGAACUUGUUCCUUUACUUACCCAGGUCGAACAUUACGGUCCGUAUACGGUUACUUUACGACUAUUUUACGGGCGACAGUUUGCCAUAAUAUCUGGCGCAGUAAUACGGACCGUAUUAUCAUGA